Molecule: messenger RNA, 1560 nt
Organism: Nelumbo nucifera (sacred lotus)
Lineage: Eukaryota; Viridiplantae; Streptophyta; Magnoliopsida; Proteales; Nelumbonaceae
Product: U-box domain-containing protein 8-like
Biological process (GO): protein ubiquitination
Molecular function (GO): protein binding; ubiquitin-protein transferase activity
Source: RefSeq, a predicted model, not a curated record
UCCCUUAUUAUUUUGAAAGAAAGAUUUGAGUCGAGUAAACCUCCAAUUCACAAAAGAAGAAAAAAAGAAAAAAACAAGAGUAGACCUCCAAAUCCACACGAGACGCGACUACUCUUCUUCCUCAGGAAUCAGGACGGACGGCAGGACCUCACUCUGUCUCGGCUUAAAAGCAGGCAAUCAGAAACACAGCAGUAAGAAACGAGUUGUGGAUGGCGACUCAGCUUCCCGAUGAUUUCAAGUGUCCGAUUUCUUUAGAAAUAAUGUCCGACCCAGUCAUCCUGUCAUCCGGGCACACCUUCGACCGAUCUUCCAUUCAGCGGUGGUUGGACACCGGCAACCGGACCUGCCCAAUCACCAAACUGCCCCUCCCGCAGCACCCGUCUCUCAUCCCCAACCACGCUCUCAGAAGUCUUAUUUCUAAUUUCACCCUCUCUUCCCCUCCAAAGCCACAAUCUCAACCACAACCCCAGACCCUAAUCUCCACGCUCACCUCCCCAUUCUCAUCUCUCGACUCCAAGCUCGAUUCACUCAACCAACUCAGCCGUCUCUCGAAGCGGAACCCUGCCUUACGUCAGAAGUUAACAGAGUCUGGUGCCGUUUCUGCCGUUCUCAAUUGCGUUGGCUCACAGGAUUCCAGUAUCCAAGAAUCGGCGCUUUCACUUCUCUUGAACCUCAGUUUGGAUGAUGACAAUAAGGUGGGUUUAGUCGCCGAGGGAGCAAUUGGCCGUGUCGUUUCUGCUUUGCAAUCUGGGACGCCCAACUGUAAGGCACUUGCAGCAACGAUGCUGACGAGCCUAGCCGUCGUGGAGGUAAACAAGGGGACCAUCGGUGCAUUUCCGUUUGCAAUUAGAGGUCUUGUUUCGCUCCUUUGGGACGGCAACGGGAGGGGGAAGAAAGAAGCAGCGACGGCACUUUACGCCCUAUGUUCCUUCCCUGAUAACAAGAGGAGAGCUAUUGAAUGCGGGUCGGUGCCAAUUUUGAUCGAAAUGGCCGGUUCUGGUGUCGAAAGGGCUGUUGAAGUUCUAAGCUUGUUGGCCAAGUGUAGAGAAGGGAGAGAAAAAAUUGAAAAGUUUGAUGGUUCUGUCCGGAUUUUGGUCAGAGUGUUGCUGAAUGGAAGUCCACGUGGUGUACAGCACGCGCUAUCCACGUUGAACUCACUCUGUUCUUGUAGCCAAAGAAUGUGUUGGGAGGUUAAGAAUGAGGACAUUGAAAAAAUUUGUUUUGUAUUUCUGGAAGGUGAGAAUGAGAAGAUUAGAAGAAAUGCUUCGAAUUUGAUUCAGACUCUACAGAGGUGUUCAUCAACGGUUUGAUUUGAGUUGGGGUCUGUUUAAUUAGCAGAGAUUUUUUUAGUAGAAGAUGAAGUGAAGGAAAUCUUUCAUUUUUUGGGAAGCAUUGAAGCUCUAUUCUUCUUCAUCGUCUGUAGAGGUGAGUUUGGUUCUGCUCAUUAGCCUUCCUCCCUCCAUUUGAAUGGUCAAUGUAAAAAAGCAAAGAGUAGAUUUUAGUGGGGUUGAGUCCUAUCUGUAUCUUGUACAUUCUCAAUAAACACAUCAAAUUUCUGUU